AUGGUGGAGCUGCAUAAAGGGGGUGUGGGACAUGGGAGCACCCCGGGAAGUCUCCAAGGGGAUUUGCUCAAUGCCCUUUUCUCUCAAAAGCAGCAGUAUAAUGCUGCCGAAAUGGGAUACCGCUUCCCAAAGAGGGCAGAUCCCUGUCUGUUUCCUUGUUUAAAUGGAGGCCAGUGUGUACACCCAGAGACUUGUGACUGCAGUUUAUAUCAAGCCACUGGAACACGCUGUCAAACAGUUCCCAAUGCAGGGUUUGAGAGAGAGAUGACAUGUCGGGCAUGGGGCCAGUAUAACUUUGAGACAUUUGACGGCCUGUACUAUUUCUACCCUGGCAAGUGUACCUACACUCUGCUGCGGGACUGUGAGGACACGACCCAGUCCAACGUAGUCAUACAGGUUCACAAUGACCCAGGCUGCCAGUCAUCUCCAUACACCUGCACUCGCUCCAUUAGUCUCUUUCUGCCAUGGGAAGGCGAGGUCAGGUUGCACAGGACCAAUGUGACCUUCAAAGGCCAAAGUCUCCAGCUCCCAUACCACAUCCACGACAUUGAACUGGAGUACAUCUCCCAGUACGUCCUGGUCACCCAGCAGCAGGGCUUUACCUUGGCCUGGGACGGUCACAGUGGCUCUGUCUACAUCAAGCUCAGCCCAGAGUAUGUGGGCAGAACUUGUGGCAUGUGCGGCAACUUCAACGCCGAUGUUCAAGAUGACCUUAAGACUAGCUACGACGUGCUGACUCAGGACCUGGCCAUGUUUGGGAACAGCUGGGUGGAGGAGGAGCCUCAACAGGCCAGGUGUGCCCCAGUGCCCUCCAUGUUUCUCUCGCCCUGCGCUUCACAGGAUUCCCACACCAUGCUGAAAGUAGAGGAGGUGUGCGCCAUGUUGCUGGAGGAGCCUUUCAAGACCUGCCAUGAGUUUGUCAGUCCGAUGUCUUACAUGUCCAGCUGCUCCAAUGACCUCUGCCAGUCGGGUCCCAAUGGGGAUGUGGUAUGCCAGGUGUUUACUGAGUAUGCCCGUGCUUGUGCCCAUGCUGACCACCCACUGCACCGUUGGCGGGCACACAUACCGCAGUGUGCGGUGCAGUGUUCUCCUGAGCUGCAGUACAAGGAGUGCAUCACCUGCUGCCCGGUAUCCUGUAACAUGGACCGGAUGUGCAUCGACAGCAAACUGCCAUGUCUGGAUGGCUGUUACUGUCCCGAUGAUCUGAUCUAUGAGGACGGGAGCUGUGUGAAGCCCUCAGACUGCCCCUGCGAGUACCACGGCAUGGUCUACCCAUCUGGACAGACUGUUCAGGAGGAAUGCAACAACUGCACAUGCAUGGGGGGAGUGUGGAACUGCACCGACCACAGCUGCCCAGGAGAGUGCUCUGUUACUGGGGAUAUGUACUUCCAGUCAUUCGAUGGUCGGACGUACAGCUUCCCAGCAUCGUGCCAGUAUGUCCUGGCAAAGAGUCGUAACUCAGGGAAGUUCACUGUCACCAUACAGAAUGCACCCUGUGGACCUAAUUUGGAUGGAGCCUGCAUCCAAUCAGUUAGCCUGGUCAUUGACGAGGAUCCGAGAACAGAGAUCACAAUGAGCCACCUCGGAGAGGUCUUCAUGGCGGGCCAGUACCGCAUCUCCCUGCCCUAUUCAGAUGACGUGUUCCACAUCCAGGAGCUGUCCUCCAUGUUCCUGCAGGUGAGGACGUCCCCCGGGUUGCGACUUCAGUACGGCUGGCGCGAGUUCCGCCUCUACCUGCAGGUCGACGAGCUGUGGAAGGAGGACACGGUCGGCCUGUGUGGCACUUUCAAUGGCAACAUUCAGGACGACUUUCUGUCUCCAUCGGGGAUGAUAGAAAGCACCCCAUUGCUGUUUGGGAACGCCUGGAGAGUUUCGUCAGCCUGUGCUCCCAUCCACAGCCUGCCCCAGCUCGAUCCGUGUGACACGCACCAGCAAACAGCGUCCUACGCCACAGAGAUGUGCGAUGUGCUCAACCAGGAGCUGUUCGCCACGUGCCACGAAUACCUCAGCCCCAUACCGUUCCACCGUCAGUGCCGGGCCGACACGUGCAAGUGUGGCGCGCCCUGUCUGUGCUCCGCUCUGGCCCACUAUGCACGCCACUGCCGCAAGUACCACAUCAUUGUGAGGUUCCGAGCACACGUGCCGGAUUGCGCCAUCCAGUGUCCUGAGACUAUGGAGUAUGGGACGUGUGUGUCAUCAUGCCAGCGCCGUUGCUCUGCCCUUGCCGUACCACAGCACUGUGGGCAGGAGUGUGAGGAGGGGUGUGUCUGUCCGGAGGGCACCUUCUACAGCACCCGCACACACACCUGUGUACCCAGGAGCGAGUGUCCCUGCAGUUUCUUGGGGGCAGACUAUGCACCAGGUGACGUGAUCAUGACCUCAGCAGGUGUACAGGUUUGUCAGGAUGGCAAGCUGAUUUUGCAAAGCUCCGAGAGCGACAAGCUAUGCCCAUUAGGUCAGAUGUACCUGGACUGCUCUGAGGGCAUGGACAGAGGCCUGGCUUGUGAACAAACCUGCGAAUCCUUCCUCCUUAACCUCACCUGCUCAACACACGAGCCCUGUGUACCUGGUUGUGUUUGUCCACCUGGGAUGCUCAAACAUGGCGACGAGUGCUUUGAACCCGAUGCAUGUCCCUGUCUUUGGAAGGGGAAAGAGUAUUACCCAGGAGACAGAGUCAUCUCCCCCUGUUAUCAAUGCAUUUGCCAGCAUGGGACCUUCCAAUGUGUGUUUCGACCGUGUCCGUCCAUGUGCACCGCCUAUGGAGAUCGUCACUACAGGACAUUUGACGGUCUGCUGUUUGACUACGUUGGAGCGUGUAAAGUUUAUUUAGUAAAGAGCACUGCUGAGGUGAUGUUGAGCGUGUCGGCUGAGAACGUGGACUGUUUUGACAGCGGCAUCAUCUGCAGAAAGUCUCUCGUCAUCAAUAUUGGAAGAUCUUUCAUUGCUUUUGAUGACGAAAGUGGCAAACCAAACCCCUCUAGUGUGAUUGACAGGAAACAGAGCGUCUUCAUUUGGCAUGCUGGGUACUUCACCAUGGUCCAUGUUCCCGAGGAGGACCUGACAGUGCUGUGGGAUCGUAAGACCACAGUCCACAUACAGGCUGGACCUCGCUGGCAGGGCAAACUGAGUGGGCUAUGUGGAAACUUUGACUUGAAGACAGUGAAUGAGAUGAGGACUCCAGAGAACAUCGACUCUCCUACGGCUCAGGAGUUUGGCAACAGCUGGACGGCAGCGGAGUGUGUGAACAGUCCUGACAUUAGACACCCCUGUAGUCUAAGUCCCCUGAGGGAGCCCUUUGCGAAGAGAAAGUGUGGGGUCCUGCUUAGUGAAGUCUUCCAACUCUGCCAUCCAGUGGUGGAUGUGACCUGGUUUUACAUGAACUGCCUGUCUGACACGUGUGGCUGCAGCCGCGGAGGAGACUGCGAGUGCUUCUGCACCAGCGUGACCGCCUACGCCCACCGCUGUUGUCACCAAGGGAUCACCAUUGACUGGCGCUCCCCGUCCAUGUGCCCCUUUGAUUGUGAAUUCUACAACAAAGUCCUAGGUAAAGGCCCCUACAUGCUGCUCACCUACUUGGAAAGGAACACAGUGCUGGCUGCCAACCGGUCCAGCGGGAUGGUUUUCCCUAAGAAACUAGCCUCCAUGGGUCCUGGGAUCCUGUCGGUCUUCAUGGUGACCCCUGGACUAAGUAGAUCCCGUCCGCACGACACGUCCCUGGUGUCGUUGGAGGUUUCUGAAAGGCCCAACUACUUUCUGCAUGUGGACCAGGAUGGCCGUCUUAGGGUGACCAAGUGGGAGGAGAGUGAGGCAUUCUGGGACCAGGCAACAUUCGUCCUCCACAGGGACACCUGGAUCACCGGUUACGAUUCGUUGGAGUCCUUCACCAAAACGGGCUUCUUCCUUCACUACAUGCUGUCCUGGGUUCAUCUCAUGAAAUAUAAACACACAGACAGCUUCCGCAAAGCCACUCUCUUCAAACUCACAGGCCCAGCUCCAGAUAUCCCUACUGGUCCUCGGUGCCAGUGGAGGUAUGAUUCGUGUGUCAGCCCCUGCUUCAAGACCUGCAGUGACCCCUCGGGUGGAGCAUGUGUCACUAUUCCAAAAGUGGAGGGAUGUCUUCCCAUGUGUCCUGCCCACAUGGUUCUGGAUGAGGUCACCCAGAGAUGUGUCCAUGUUGAAGACUGCAUUAAGCCUCCAGUUGCCGUGCAGCCCAUUACCACAACGGCAGCCAGCGUUGAGACAACACCUGCAGCUGUCAUUCCUAUCACUGCCACCACCACCCCGGCUAGCCCUAGCCUCUCCACAGAACAUUCUACCCCUUCCCCCACACCGGGACCCCUCACCACAGCCUCCACCCCAAUCCCUAUAACUACUUCUGGCAUGUCCCUCUCCACUGCAGCUACCACGACAGUCAGAUUCACCACUGCUACAUCCGCAGUGUAUACCCAGACCACAACUAUUAGUGUACCAACAACAGUUCCUGAAAAGGUGGUCCUACCAGACAGCACUUCAUCCAUUCCAGCCCCAGUGUCACACGUCAGUACAGUUGCCUCUCGAUCUCCUCCAACACUGCCCCCUACAGUCAGCCCAGAGGGCGUAAAGCCUGUUUCCACUGUAAAAACUACCACAGCUCCAACUACAGUUCCAAAAGUCACGACAGAGCAGAUUACGUCAGCUCCAAGCUCCACACUUGAGUCUACUGGUAUCAGCACAGUGAGGACGACACUUUCUCCUUUCCCCGUUAGUACUUUGUUAACCUCGUCCACCAGUCCCACUGCUUCCAAAGAAACACUCUACACCACCUCUACCACCACCUCCCCACCAUCCACUGUCAUGGUCCAGCCUAUGAGCUCCACUGAGGGGCCCACACUUAUCAGUACACUGCCCUCUGUCACAGUCUCUCCUCCCAGGGACACCACCAAAGCCACAACACGUUUAGUGGACUUGUCUCCCAUUUCAACCACCUCCAGCCUUCGUCCAACAGAAGUUUCAGACACGCUCAGAGAUACAGUCCGGACUACAUUACCCAUAGCCACCACUGGCGUCUACAAUGAGACCAGCACAAAGCUAGUCGUCACUGUGGAAACAGGAAAGACACCAACCACUGAAUCACUUCCUCCUGGUGUUACAAGUACAGUUGCUACUACAGAGUACUCUUCUUCACCAGCCUACCCAGUUCACACUGUACCUUUGUCUACACUAGAAGCCACUUCAGCACAAGCCACAGAAUCAACCACACCAGUUAUUGCCUUCACAACACUUAAAACAACACCAUUCACUGGUCCGACACCAACAACACUUUUCUCUGAGGUGACCACUGAGAAGACUGUGCACACAACCCCUACGGAGCUAAGAACUUCCACAAUGCCUAUACCUGAGCUACCAUCAAGUCCCUCUGUUGAUAUCUUACUUACAACAACAUCAACAAUUCCUACUCCACCCACCUCAGAACAGGCAGUCUCAACAGAGGAAAUGUCAUCAGUGUCCACGGCAAAAACGGUACCUGUACCUACAACCCAUAUCACCACGACAACAGCUGUUGUUCCACCAUUGAAGAUAACUGAUACAACAGUACCUUCUAGACCUACUUCGCAAGUCUAUACAGAGAGAACUUCCUGGUCGGUCAGUCUUCCAACUACGGAAAGAACUACAGAGACAACCCAAUUCGAGACCACAGCCGUAGACUGGGGAACGACCACAACCACCACCAGUGGUCCAAUUACUCAUACUACACUGACUGUCUCCCCCGAUAUUGCCCAUGUCACCACACAACCACCUAAGAUUCUACUACCAACUGACGAAUUUUCACCAUCUACCUCUACCAUGUCAACCUCAACAGAGGCUAUGGUUACAACAUCAACCACAUCCCUGGUGUCACCCGUAGAGACCACAACCGUGCUUUUUUCACCAGUAACUUCCAGUCCCAUUACUGCUAGUCCCACCACAGUAAAGACCACUGAACCUUGGAGGCCCCCUCAUCGUGAAACAUCCUCAACACCCGUAUAUAGCACUGAAAAGGUGACCACAGCAGAGGCUUCACCCAAACCUUUCACCCCUUUAGUCAUCUCCACAACCUCCUGGCCGAUCCCUCCCCAUCCCCCAUCCACUUCACCAUCCAUUACAAUGGCAACUUCUUCUGUCGCUACUACAACUUCAAUAUUGUCGAUGACAACUUCAAAAAUCUCAACCUUCCCAGAGCCUUCAUCCAUGGUGAUGUCAACAUCAACGAUUGAGAAACGAACAACACCGAAACCUCCGCAAGUGCUAACAACCCAGCUACUCGAAACACCAAGCAUCACAGUCCCCACCAGACCUGAACCACCAAGUACCUUAACCACAACCUUUGGACCAAUUACUUUUCAACCAUUAAAAGAUACCACACCAGUACCUCCAGUGACAGAAAGAGUGAAAGUGUCCACAACAGCCACAACAUCUCCACCUUCAACCAGGUCUCCUUUACUGUACACAACUUCCACUACAGUUCCAAGACCAACCACUCACCCAGAGAGGGUCACUACAAGAGUCAUCUCUACUACAAGGACUACAAUGGCACCAACAACAAGAAUUUCCCGGGUAACGACAACCAAGAUAACUUCCAGGGUUCCCGUCACAACACAGGUCACCCCUACAUCUUCAAAAACAGAAAGGUCUACUGUCAGGACAACUACAGACAGGGUCUCUUUGACUACAAGGUCUCCAGGAGAACCAACAAGUUCAACCACACCUGGCCCACCUACGGCACUUCCAAGUGAUACCUCAACUACAGUCUCGCAAGUUCCCAUCACCACUGCCCGAACAUCCACUAAAGUGGUUACCACUGCCAGCACCUCUGAGUAUGACCAUACAACCACUGUUCCAUCCGCAACAACCACAACUGCUGCUACUUCCAUUCCUGUACCUAGUCUGACCACAGUCACAGCCUCAACAGCGGUUCCCAUAGGAGUGACCACAAAACCCUCAACACCUACACAAAUACAUAUUACAUCCACAGAGAGUUCAAAGACCCCUCCUUAUGAUAAUCAAACAUUUACAGCUGGUGUCACUACCACAGAAGUCACACCCGAAGGGACUACAACUUCCACCAUCCUCACUUUGUCUCCGACUGCCACUCCCUCCUACACUCCAGAGCCCGAGAAAGUGGAGACCACCCCUGCAGAGCUGAGUCCCUCACCAGCACCAGAGUCCCCCUACACCACGGUGAAGACCACCCUGGCAGCAAAGAUCACAACUUCUAUGGUGGUGUCAUCCACCAGGGUCUGCACGCCUCCUUAUGCAGAGUUCAUUGAUGAGUGCACAAAGUACAUCUGUGUGAACGGCCAACUGGUGCUUUUCAACAAAUCCCAGAACUGCCCCUACAGCUCCACCCCUCCCAACUGCGGCCUUCUGGGCUUCGCCAUACUGGUCAAUGGGGACAAGUGCUGUCCACAGUGGGACUGCCCAUGUCGCUGCUCAGUCUUCCCAGACCUGAAUGUGAUCACCUUUGAUGGUAACAGUGUAGCCAUCUACAAGGCAGCCUCAUACAUUGUGACCCAGCUACCCAACGAGACUGUUAGCAUGCUGGUCCAAGAAUGCCCAAGCUCUGACUCUGAUACGCUCUUAUGGAAUUUCACCAACUUGUGCCUGGUGGCUCUGAACAUAACCCACCAGUCCAACCAUGUUAUCAUUAACAGGCUGCAAAGGAGGUUAUAUGUCAACUCAAGGUAUGCCAAGCCAAGGUUCAAGAAGUUUGGCUUUGAAAUCCUGGACACAGGCAACAUGUAUCUGAUCCGCACUCCAGCAGGCCUCAGGCUCCAGUGGUUCCACAGCACAGGCAUGAUGGUCAUUGAGACAGAGAGCUACAACAACAAACUGCUCACCAUGGGACUGUGUGGCUGCUGUGAUGGUAACCCUGCCAAUGACCUGAUGCUAUCCAAUGGCACCACGGUUGGUGAGAGCGAGGACCCGGGGGUGUUCAUCGACAGCUGGCAGGUGCCUAACACCACCAGCUAUGUCAGCCCCAGCCGUCGGCGUGAGGUCAACUGCUCCACCAGCGACUGCUCUCAGUGUCUGUCCAUGCUGAACAACCACUCCUUCAUGUCCUGCCAUGCUUUCGUUCCUCCCACCACAUUUUGCGAGAUGUGGGUGCGCGAUGCGGAGUACGUCAACAAUCCGUGUGUGGCACUAGCCGCCUACGUGGCCUCCUGUCACAAGUUUAACGUGUGCAUUGAGUGGAGGAGUCCUGACUACUGUCCAUUCAUCUGUCCGGAGGACCUGCGCUACCAGGCCUGCUUGCCUGCUUGCACAGCUCAGACCUGCUCUAACCAUGACUUUGAUUAUGACCCAGAGCAGUGCUCUGGCCUCACCGAGGGCUGUGUGUGCCCAGCGGGGACCCUUCUCCACCGACCGUACUCAGCCCUCUGCAUUCCUCCAGAGAAGUGCGCCUGCACGGACAGCUCUGGUCUGCCACGCGGUCACGGCGAGGUGUGGAAGGCCUCAAAAGACGGCUGCUGCAUGUACCGCUGUGACAACGACUCCAUCGUCCCUGUGGAGUACAACUGCUCCACCGUACCCAGUCCCCUGUGUCGGCGGACAGGGGAGAUGGUCAUCAGCCUGGCCGAUGACACCAGCUGCUGCCCGCAGAAGGCUUGCAUUUGUAACCAGUCCCUGUGUGAAGUCUUCCCCUUGGAGUGCAAGUACGGAGAGAAGCUGGUGUCCUACUUUCGAGAGGAUUCCUGCUGUCCUGAGUAUGUGUGUGAGUGUGACCCUGAGUUCUGUGAGUUAGACCUGCCCACAUGCAGAGAAGACCAAACCCUCAUUGCCACAAAGACUGAGGGGAGUUGCUGUCUUGCCCACAUCUGCAUGUGUGGUGCUUGCACAGAGAUCAUUCCAGAAUGCCAGGAUGGAGAGGUGCUUACGGUGGAUGCCAACAGCACAGACCGCUGCUGCCCCAUAUACCACUGUGUGUGUGAGCCGUACCGUUGCCCUGACACCACAUGUCCUCUGGGGAUGUCCCCUGUUAUAGUCUCCAGUCCAAAUCAGUGCUGUCCCAUGCAUACAUGCGAGUGUGCCUGUGACAAAAUCUUGAGGCCAAAAUGUGUUAUGGGAGAAACCAUGCAGCUUGAUAGGGCAUUCCAAACUGACCCAGUCAACCAAUGUGCCUGCAAGAGAUACAACUGUGUGCGCGAGGCAGUGUGUGUGGACGGGGAGCGGGGUGUGAUGCGACCGGGCCAGACCCUGGUGGAGCACAGCGAGGACGGCGUGUGUCACACCGCUCAGUGUACCCGCGGUCUGGACACCAGCACAGGCUACCACCGCAUCCGAACCACCAGCACCAACUGCUCCGCACUGUGCCAACUGAAUCAAAUAUAUAUCCCUCCUAAAGACCAGACAACAUGUUGUGGUGUGUGCAAGAACAUUUCUUGCCUGUACCAAAAUGAGAAUGGUACCUCAGUACUCUAUAAGCCUGGGAAAUCCUGGGUGUCCAACUGUGUGAAACACGACUGUACUGACACCCUGUCAGGCCCCACCCUGGUGACCUACUCCUACAGCUGCCCCCCCUUCAACGAGACAGAGUGCAUGAAGAUUGGUGGAACCAUUGUAAGUUACAUGGAUGGCUGUUGCAAGACAUGUAAAGAGGAUGGAAAAUCAUGCCAGAAGGUGACAGUGAGGAUGACAAUUAGGAAGAAUGACUGUCGCAGUAACAGACCGGUAAACAUUGUGUCAUGUGAUGGCAAGUGUCCCUCGGCCAGUAUCUACAACUACAACAUCAACACGUAUGCACGCUUUUGCAAGUGCUGUCGUGAGAUGGGCCUCCAGCGGCGCUCCGUGCAGCUCUACUGCAACGGCAACUCCACCUGGGUCAGCUACUCCAUCCAGGAGCCCACUGACUGCUCCUGCCAGUGGUCUUAAUGUCUACACACACACACACACAAACA
Osmerus eperlanus (European smelt) is the source of this 9914-nucleotide messenger RNA. It is a transcript of the gene otog, whose product is annotated as otogelin. Gene Ontology annotation, molecular function: protein binding; alpha-L-arabinofuranosidase activity. The transcript is spliced from 54 exons. The record is from RefSeq and is a predicted model, not a curated record. Lineage: Eukaryota; Metazoa; Chordata; Actinopteri; Osmeriformes; Osmeridae. Bases 1 to 9888 code for a protein of 3295 amino acids. Gene Ontology annotation, biological process: L-arabinose metabolic process. Gene Ontology annotation, cellular component: extracellular matrix.